This is a messenger RNA of Amaranthus tricolor (Joseph's coat), 1751 nucleotides long. RefSeq lists its product as uncharacterized. The record is from RefSeq and is a predicted model, not a curated record. The coding region runs from base 440 to 1378 and encodes 312 amino acids. Lineage: Eukaryota; Viridiplantae; Streptophyta; Magnoliopsida; Caryophyllales; Amaranthaceae. The transcript has 3 exons.
AGUAUUGAUCAUCAGAAGAGAAAAUCGUAAAUUAAAGAACUAAAGAAAAUCUGUCACUCUAAUUUACACAAAUUGAUUUCCUUUAUUACUAAAUAAUACAACUGUAUAUUUAUACAAUAGAAUAUAUUAAGGGGGCGUUUGGUUGGGGGUAUUAAGGAAAGGGAAAGGGAAUGAAAAUACCCCAUUCCCUUUGAUGUUGUUUGGUUCGCAUUUUGAAUCAUUCCGUUUACCCAAUUUUAGGUUUUGGUUAACCUAAAUCACGUAAUCCCCAUUCCCCACCUCCCCCUCCACUUUCCCAUUCCAUUCCCUUCCCCAUUCAGCUCCUGCUUCCUUCCUCGCCUCCCUACUGCUGCUGCUGCCUCCUUCCUCGCGCCUCCCUCCUCGCGCCUCCUUGCUGCUGCUGCUGCGCCUCCAUUAACGGAAUCUCCAUUAACAGAGGAUGGAUGAAAGUAGUGCUAGUGGAGGUGGAAGGGGAAAAAACAAACGAUUUUGGACUGCCCAAGAAGAUAAGGCUCUUGUGGAAGCCUUGUCAGAGUUAGCUGUUGAUCCUCACUGGAGGUGUGAAAAUGGAUUUAGAAGCGGCUACAUGGUUCGCUUAGAGGAGCUCAUAGGUAAGGCUCUUCCUGGUUGUGGUUUGAAGGCUCUGCCACACAUUGAUUCUCGACUUAAGACACUUGUAGCCAAGUUUAGGGCUAUUUCUCAAAUGUUAAAUACAAGUGGAUUCGUCUGGGAUGAUGAAAAAAAAAUGAUUUCUGUAGAUCGGGCUGUUUAUGACGAGUAUUGCAAGAAUCAUCCGAAUUGCAAAAACCUGUUUGGAGUUUCAUUUCCGCACUUUCAUGAACUAAUGAAUGUUUACGGCAAGGAUUACGCUACCGGAAAACCAGCUGAAGAUUAUGUUGAAGCAAUACAGAAUUUGCAAAACGUUGCCCCUCCACAAGUUACACUUGAUUCAAGUGAUGAUGAGGGAAUUGAUGCUAGUGGUAAUGCCACUCAAACUGUUACUUCUCCUCCUGCUAAAAAAAUGAAAACUGAAAAAACUUCUAAUAAAAGAAGUAAGAGAGGAAAUGCUGGUGAAGGUAGUUCUAAUGAGUUGGCUAGCUUACAAGCAUUCAUGAAAGACAUGAAUGUUCAUCUUUCAACUAUGGCAAAUGUGAUGGCCCGCACUGAUGAUCGUGAGCAAAAAGUAGUUGAACAGACUGAGAAAGUGUUAGAGGAACUACUAUCUUUUAAUUUAGAAGGUGUAACUCCUAACCAAGUUUUUGAAGUGGCUAACAUUCUAACCUCACAACCAAACAAGCUCCUCAUAUUUUCAAAGUGUCCCGACGCUUUGAAAAGUGAUUAUGUUAAGAGUCUUCUUGGAGGAAAUAGUAAUGCUUAGAUCUAAUGUUGUGGUUCCAUGAAUGAUUUUGAAAAGGACUAGAACACUUUUCGUAUGUAUUUUGAUCUACAAACAAGUCAUUAUAUGUAAUUAAUCGAGCUACGUUGUUAUUAUUUAGAGUUAUGUUUUUUCAAAAAAUAAUUUUUUCAAGUUUAUCAUAUAACAACUACUUAUUUUUGGAGAAAAUAUAAAAGAAUUUAAAAAAUCAAAUUUUGAUUCCUUAGCUUGAACCAAACAGUCACAAAGGGAAUCAUUCAGCAGUUCAUUCCGUUUCCUGAACACAACCAAACAACUAGGCUAAAUUAGGGGAAUCCAUUUCUUUCUCCUUCAUUCCCUUUCCUGAUUCCAUUCCGAUUCCCUUGUGCGAACCAAA